UCGGGGCAGGAGGCGGCGUUCGUGGAGGUGGUGCUGUUCGAGUCCAGCCCCGGCGGCGACUACACCACCUACACCACCGGGCUGCAGGGCCGCUUCUCCCGCGCGGGGGCCACGCUCAGCGCCGAGGGCGAGAUCGUGCAGAUGCAUCCACUGGGGCUCUGCAACAGCAACGAUGAAGAGGACUUGUAUGAAUAUGGCUGGGUUGGAGUAGUGAAACUGGAGCAGCCAGAGCUGGAGCCCAAACCCUGCCUCACUGUUCUGGGCAAGGCCAAGCGGGCAGUGCAAAGAGGGGCCACCGCUGUCAUAUUUGAUGUGUCUGAAAAUCCAGAUGCCAUCGAUCAGUUGAACCAAGGCUUGGAAGACCCUCUGAAGAGACCAGUCGUGUAUGUGAAGGGGGCUGAUGCAGUCAAGCUGAUGAACAUUGUUAACAAACAGAAGGUAGCCCGGGCCAGGAUUCAGCACCGGCCUCCACCGCAACCUACGGAAUACUUCGACAUGGGGAUAUUCUUGGCCUUUUUUGUGGUGGUGUCUCUUGUUUGCCUUGUUCUUCUCGUCAAGAUCAAACUGAAGCAGCGCCGCAGCCAGAGUUCCAUGAACAGGCUCGCUGUGCAGGCACUGGAAAAGAUGGAGACGCGGAAGUUCAAAUCCAAGCUGAAAGGGCACUCCGAAGAGGGCUGUGGGGCUCUGGAUACACUCAGCAGCAGCUCUACCUCAGACUGUGCCAUUUGCCUGGAGAAAUACAUUGAUGGGGAGGAAUUGCGUGUGAUUCCUUGUGCUCACCGGUUCCACAGGAAGUGUGUGGACCCGUGGCUUCUGCAGCAUCACACAUGCCCACAUUGUCGUCACAACAUCAUUGAGCAGAAGAAAGGAUCUCCAGGACAGAUGUGUGAGGAAUUUGCGAAUCAGAUCCGUAGCCGGCAGCAGCAGCGGCCAAUGAUCCUUCCGGUUCAUUAUCCCGGCCGAGUUCACAGAACCAAUCAAAUCACCGCAUACCCAACCCGGACUAGUAUGGACAACCAUGGGAACCCUAUCACAGUCCUGACAGUGGACCGGCACGGGGAGGCCCCUGCCUUCCUCCAAAGCUACCAGCCGAUCCACCUGGAUCACACGGUGAGCACCCAUCCAUGCGGGGUGGAGCACAGAGCCUGCCCCACUGCACACCCCUUCCGGAGGCCCAGGUUCAGCGGCCACCCCUUUCCCAAACCUGCUUGUUUUUCGCAGUACGGAACCAUGUUUCAGCACUACUAUUUCCAAGGCCUGAGCUACCCAGAGCAGAGUGGCCCGCUUCCCCUGGGCAUGGCUGCCAAGGCCCCCGCUCGUGCCUUCCAGCCUGUGGGCAGCAGGCUUUUCCCCCCGGUGGUCCAUGUCGCCCCCUCGUCCCACCUGGAGAGCAGCAGCACUUCCAGCUUUGGUUGUCACCACGGCCACCGCUCAGUCUGCAGUGGCUACCUGGCGGAUUGUCCGGGCAGUGACAGCAGCAGCAGCAGCUCCGCCCAGUGCUGCCGCUGCUCCUCCAGUGACUCCAUGGUGGACUGCACGGAGGUGAGCAACCAGGGCGUCUACGGGAGCUGCUCCACCUUCCGCAGCUCGCUGAGCAGUGACUAUGACCCGUACAUCUACCGCAGCAAAAGCCCCUGCCGGGGAAGCGAAGUGGGUGGGCUGAGCAGAGGGGCCGUGGUUCUCGUUGAAGGCCUCCAUUCAUCCCGCCUGACUGGGGGCGGCGAGUGCUUCCCCGCCUCAGCCGCCUCUGCAGGGGACCAGCUUUCGGACUGCAGCCUAGAGAUGAAUUACAGCAGCAGCUCCUCGCUGGAGCACAGGGAACCUCCCGGCGCCAUCUCGGAGGGCAGCCUCGAAGCCCUUGCUGGAGCUCAGGAGCAAGCCUGUUCCUGCCGCCAGGAGUCCGCGGGGGGCAGGGAGGUGGAACGCAGCACACUGCUCCUGGGGCCGCCCUUUUGGACAGGAGGUGGCCCUGGGCAAGAGCCUCCGGCAGGGAGAGGCCAGGGCUUGUACAGUAUUCGGACGGAGGGGGGGGAAUGUGAGGCCUUGCCUUGCUGCUUCUAUGAAGAGAAGCAGGUGACCAGCAGCAGCAGCCCCAGCCAAGCCACCUGCUACAGAGAGGACUAUUCCGUGAAUGUGCAGUACUUGUAUGCUGAGGAUUCCUUGCCGAGCUGCUACUCGGGGGUGUGUGACCUAAGCCAGCGGAUCACCAUCAUUCCCGAGGACAGAGACUGUGAGCCAGCUGUGCCUGCAGAAUGCCCAGGAGACAGCGGCCCUUGGGAGGGACCGCCUGAGAUGGACACUUGUGGGCUGCAGCCAGCUCCAGGGGAGGUGCACAGUAAGCAGGAGAAGGAGUUGCGCUGCCAGUCCAGAGGCUCUCUGCAGAAAGGGGCCCGGGGGCUCUUUGCAACCCCUGCCCUGAGCUGUUCUGAGGCAGUAGGCCCCUGGAUAUCAGAUUGUUCUUCCAUGGGGAGAUAUCCGGCUGGGGACUAA
This is a messenger RNA of Euleptes europaea (tarantolino), 2490 nucleotides long. It is a transcript of the gene ZNRF3, whose product is annotated as zinc and ring finger 3. Gene Ontology annotation, molecular function: frizzled binding; ubiquitin protein ligase activity. NCBI's taxonomy places the organism in Eukaryota, Metazoa, Chordata, Lepidosauria, Squamata, Sphaerodactylidae. The record is from RefSeq and is a predicted model, not a curated record. The transcript is spliced from 9 exons. The coding region runs from base 142 to 2490 and encodes 782 amino acids. Gene Ontology annotation, biological process: negative regulation of canonical Wnt signaling pathway; ubiquitin-dependent protein catabolic process; Wnt receptor catabolic process.